UCGCUGGCGGGGAAAAACUACGAGCCUCACAGAUGCUGGGAGGAUAUUUUCGACGCGAUAACCAAUGCCAAACAUUUGAUCUACAUAACCGGAUGGUCUGUUUACACCGAGAUCACUUUUGGUGAGAGACUCCAGGAGGCCUAAACCAGGAGGUGACAUGACUCUCGGCGAGCUGCUCAGAAGAAAGCUAGCGAAGGCGUUAGGGUUCUGUUACUUGUGUGGGACGAUAGAACAUCGGUCGAUGUGCUGAAGAAAGACGGGCUCAUGGCUACUCACGAUGAAGACACUGAGAACUACUUCAACGGGAGCGAUGUUCACUGCGUGUUGUGUCCGCGUAACCCUGAUGACGGUGGUAGCAUUGUGCAGAACUUGCAAGUCUCCGCUAUGUUCACGCAUCAUCAGAAGAUCGUCGUCGUGGACAGCGAGGUCCCGAGCCAAGGAGGAGGGGCGGAGAUGCGGAGGAUCAUGAGUUUCGUCGGUGGUAUCGAUCUAUGCGAUGGACGUUACGACACGCCUUUCCACUCCUUGUUCAGGACGUUGGACACGGUCCACCACGAUGACUUCCACCAACCUAACUUCACCGGUGCUUCGAUCACCAAAGGUGGUCCUAGGGAGCCUUGGCAGGACAUCCACUCUCGUCUCGAAGGUCCUGUGGCUUGGGAUGUAUUGUUCAACUUCGAGCAGAGGUGGAGGAAGCAAGGUGGUAAAGACAUUCUCGUUAAGUUGAGAGAGCUUAGUGACAUUAUCAUCACACCUUCUCCUGUUAUGUUCCAAGAGGAUCAUGACGUGUGGAACGUCCAGCUCUUUAGGUCUAUAGACGGUGGAGCUGCUGCUGGGUUUCCCGAGUCGCCUGAAGUAGCUGCUGAAGCUGGUCUUGUUAGUGGGAAGGAUAAUGUGAUUGACAGGAGUAUCCAAGAUGCUUACAUACACGCCAUAAGACGUGCUAAAGACUUCAUCUAUAUCGAGAACCAGUACUUCCUUGGAAGCUCUUUUGCAUGGGCUGCUGAUGGUAUCACACCUGAGGAGAUCAAUGCGCUGCAUCUGAUCCCUAAAGAGCUGUCUCUCAAGAUCGUUGACAAGAUCGAGAAAGGAGAGAAGUUUAGGGUUUAUGUUGUGGUUCCUAUGUGGCCUGAAGGUAUCCCGGAGAGUGCAUCGGUGCAAGCUAUAUUGGAUUGGCAGAGGAGGACCUUGGAGAUGAUGUACAAGGAUGUUACUCAGGCUCUCAGGGCGCAGGGGUUGGAGGAGGAUCCUAGAAACUAUCUGACGUUAUUCUGCCUUGGAAACCGUGAGGUCAAGAAAGAAGGAGAGUAUGAGCCUGCAGAGAGACCAGACCGUGACACGGACUAUAUGAGGGCCCAAGAAGCACGUCGCUUCAUGAUCUACGUCCAUAGCAAAAUGAUGAUCGUUGAUGAUGAAUACAUUAUCGUUGGGUCUGCUAACAUCAACCAGAGGUCAAUGGAUGGUGCAAGAGACUCUGAGAUAGCAAUGGGAGGGUAUCAACCACAUCACUUGUCCCAUAGACAACCAGCUCGUGGCCAAGUCCAUGGCUUCCGUAUGUCACUCUGGUACGAACACUUGGGAAUGCUAGAUGAGACCUUCCUAGAUCCCUCAAGCUUGGAAUGCAUUGAGAAAGUUAACCGCAUUGCUGAGAAGUACUGGGACUUUUACUCAAGCGAGUCGCUGGAACAUGACCUUCCUGGCCACUUGCUGCGCUACCCGAUUACUGUGGACAAUGAAGGUAAUAUCAGUGAGCUUCCAGGGUUUGAGUUCUUCCCCGACACAAAGGCUCGUAUCCUCGGAAACAAAGUAGACUACCUACCUCCAAUCCUUACAACCUAAGUUCACUGUCUCUACAUUGCUGCUGCAGUAGCUUUGAAUAAAUUGAGUGUCUCUCUCUCUAUCUAUCUACCUUGAGAACUAAUAAGUUGGUGUGAUGAUAUGCACUUUUGUACUCCUUUGGUUUUAUAUUCGUACAAUGACAUGGUGAUGAUGUAACUUUGUGGUCUUUAUGUACCUUAUUUAUGUCUUAUGUAUCGUUCAACUUGUGAAACUUGUAUUUGAUCUUAGUUACACU
This is a messenger RNA of Raphanus sativus (radish), 2074 nucleotides long. Its product is annotated as phospholipase D alpha 2. The coding region runs from base 265 to 1839 and encodes 524 amino acids. The record is from RefSeq and is a predicted model, not a curated record. Gene Ontology annotation, cellular component: plasma membrane. Lineage: Eukaryota; Viridiplantae; Streptophyta; Magnoliopsida; Brassicales; Brassicaceae. Gene Ontology annotation, molecular function: D-type glycerophospholipase activity. The transcript has 2 exons. Gene Ontology annotation, biological process: phospholipid catabolic process.